ACUGUCCUUGAAGAAGCAUAAAAGAGAACAUUUAUGGGAAGUGCUUCCCUCAUCUUGUUCCAUCCCCAUGGAUUUCUCCUACUCAUUUACCUUUACAGCUUUGGUUCUGCUCCUCUCCCUAAUCUCCCUCACCUUCUUCACUGCGAAACUGAAACAAAAACAGACAAAGAACAAGUACCACCCCGUUGCCGGCACGAUUAUUAACCUGCUACUCAACUUUAAUAGAUUGCAUCAUUACAUGGCUGAUCUUGCAGCCAAGUAUCGGACCUACAGGCUGCUUUCUCCUUACAGGAGUGAGAUUCAUACCUCGGAACCUGCCAACGUUGAAUAUAUACUCAAAACCAACUUCGAUAAUUAUGGCAAGGGUGAGUAUAAUCACAGCCUGCUAAGGGAUUUUUUUGGCGAGGGAAUUUUCACAGUGGAUGGGGAUAAAUGGCGUCAACAGAGGAAGGCAUCAAGCUAUGAAUUCUCAACAAAGGUGUUGAGAGAUUUCAGCAGUGUUGUCUUUCGGAAAAAUGUGGCACGACUUGCCAAUAUAGUGUCUGAGGCAGCUAUUUCCAAUGACACAAUGGAUAUGCAAGACUUGUUUUUGAAAUCGACUUUGGAUUCAAUAUUCAAAGUUGCAUUCGGGGUUGAACUAGACAGCAUGCGUGGAUCCAAUGUAGAAGGCAAGGAGUUUGCAACUGCUUUUGAUAAUGCAAGUGUUUUGGUCGUUUACCGAUACGUCGAUCUCUUUUGGAAGAUCAAAAGAUAUCUUAACAUCGGAUCGGAAGCUGCAUUAAAGAGAAAUAUAAAAGUGGUUGAUAAUUUUGUGUAUAAGCUAAUCCAUAACAAGAUUGAGCAACUACGCGACUCCAAGGACGAUUCGGCUGUAAUAAAAAAGGAAGACAUUUUAACUAGAUACCUCCAAGUGAAGGACACUGACCCAAAAUACUUGAGAGAUACAAUUAUUAACUUCACAGGUGCUGGAAAAGACACAACAGCGUCCACUCUGUCGUGGUUUAUAUACAUGCUUUGCAAACAUCCUGAUGUUCAAGAAAAGGUUGCCGUGGAAGUGAAGGAAGCAACAAAAUCAAUGGAGGUUAAAGAUGUUGAUGAAUUCGCUGCUAGCCUGAGAGAAGAGGCUUUAGAAAAAAUGCACUAUCUUCAUGCAGCUAUAACUGAAACUAUAAGGCUCUACCCGGCAGUUCCUAUGGAUGGAAAGAUAUGUUUCUCUGAUGAUACUCUGCCAGAUGGUUUUAGUGUGAGGAAAGAUGAUUUGAUUGUUUAUCAACCUUAUGCAAUGGGUAGAAUGAAGUUCAUUUGGGGUGAUGAUGCAGAGGAGUUCAGACCCGAGAGAUGGCUCGACAAGAACGGCAUGUUCCGAUCAGAAAGCCCUUUCAAGUUUACAGCUUUCCAGGCAGGGCCUCGAGUGUGUCUGGGUAAGGACUUUGCCUAUAGACAGAUGAAGAUUUUCUCAGCUGUUCUUCUCCGUUGCUUCGUAUUCAAAUUGAGUGAUGAGAAUAGAGCAGUGACAUACAGGACGAUGAUCAAUCUUCAUAUAGACGGGGGCCUUCAUGUUCGUGCAUUUCACCGAUGUCGGACUUAAAACCAGGUCCUUACUUCUUGUUCGACCAAGGGUUUCAUCUACUAACCGGCUCCGUUCAUUGUACCUAGCAAUUCCAAACUUUAAAUAUAUCCAUACCACGUGAAACCUGAACCUUCUCUGUCCGAAGAAAAUGAGUUCAGGG
Messenger RNA from Gossypium raimondii (Peruvian cotton), 1730 nucleotides. RefSeq names its product cytochrome P450 704C1. The coding region runs from base 68 to 1588 and encodes 506 amino acids. The record is from RefSeq and is a predicted model, not a curated record. Gene Ontology annotation, molecular function: heme binding; oxidoreductase activity, acting on paired donors, with incorporation or reduction of molecular oxygen; monooxygenase activity. NCBI's taxonomy places the organism in Eukaryota, Viridiplantae, Streptophyta, Magnoliopsida, Malvales, Malvaceae. The transcript has 6 exons.